CCGCGAUGUCAUCUGCGGGAUGAUGGCGGGACGCUGCUUUUGUUUCUUGUCUACCGUUCCGGUUCCAGUCGGAAGGAGACAGAUGCGACCCAGCGGAUUCUUCUCGACCUCGUGAAAUCUAAUUAAUUUUUUACCUAUUCGUAUCGUCCGACAGCGAACGGUACUAAAUCCGCCAGUUACUUUUAUUCGACUGUUUGUCUUCUUAACGCAUAGCUGACCUUGCUGUUCAUGCCUCCAUUAAUCCAACGGGUGGAGAAACAAGGUGAAGGUGAACGAGGAAGAGGAGGGGGAGAGAGUGAGAGAGAGGAAGAAGGAGGAGGGAAGAAUAAAGCCAACUCAACUGUCAAUUGUAGCGCAAGGCAAUAGAGUGUGAAUGGAGUCCACUCCGUACAACCCGCGAACUGUGGAGGACGUCUUCAGGGAUUUCAAAGGACGCAGGGCCGCUUUGAUUAAGGCCCUCACAACCGAGGUGGAGGAUUUCCACCGGCAGUGCGAUCCAGGUUAGUAGCUUCUCGUCGCUUUGAUUUUUUUUUCCAGACUUGUUGUUUGUUUCUCUGAGUUUCAAGUUUUGAUUCGCAGUGUGGUUUGCUUGUUGGUGUGCUUGUUUUGGACUUUUGUACGAGUUUUUGCUGCUCCCCUUCUUACUGUCCAUUCUGUGGCAUCAUGAUUUUUCUCCUUGCAUGAGUUUUUAAGUUACAUUGCGAGUGGCUUGUUGUUUUCUUUUGGCACAUAGAUUUUUAUUUUUUAUGUAGACAUAUUUGCAAAACUUCGUUUUCUUUCUUUUUUUGGUGGUCUUUCAUAGCAACUCAAAAUUUGAAAAGUUAUGGAAUGUGUUCCUUUUCUUUUUUUCUCCUUAUCCACUCAAUGCUUGCAUGUUAUUUUAGACUUCGAAGUGCAUAUUAUGUGAAACACUUUUGUAUAGGAACAGUUAGCUUCUUUUUCUUUGAGGUUUCAAUGAAGCUUAUUUUCCCAAUUUCUGAGCAGUUUGCAUAUAAUGGUGUUUUCCUUUUUUUGUCUUGUGGGGAAGGGACUAAACCUUCAAAUUUGAGUUCAGGGAUCAUUUUUUUCAUUGCGUGCUACCAGAUUGUAGUUCUCGUGCUUUUCCUUUUUUUUUUUUCUACAAAGAUGUCGUAACAUAGGUUUGCAAAAUGAAAGUAAAUUUACUAGUAGUAGAUGUAGCGGUCACCACUAUGCUCCAUGCUGUCACUUCUCAUCACCAUCUCUAUUCUUAUUUUUCCUUAUAUUAUUCUGGAUACUGUUCUUGUGGUGGUGGUGGAUUAUUUUUAGGAAGAGAAUUGUUUAUUUUAUUGGGUUUGGAUGAGUUUUACAACUAUGCAGAGAAGGAAAAUCUAUGCUUGUAUGGAUUUCCUUCCGAGACAUGGGAAGUUACCUUGCCUGCAGAGGAGGUGCCGCCUGAGCUUCCAGAACCUGCAUUGGGCAUCAAUUUUGCGAGGGAUGGAAUGCAAGAGAAAGACUGGUUAUCUCUUGUUGCUGUACACAGUGAUGCAUGGUUGCUUGCUGUGGCAUUCUAUUUUGGUGCUCGGUUUGGGUUCGAUAAGAAUGACAGGAGGAGACUCUUCAAUAUGAUAAAUGACCUCCCAACCAUAUUUGAAGUUGUGACAGGGACUGCACAGCUAGUGAAGGAAAAAUCAUCAGUCACAAGCAAUGGCAGCAACAAAUUGAAGCCAAAUGCUAAAGUGCCACAUUUGACUGAAUCUCAGACCAAGUACCCUAAAGGAGUGCAGCAAAAGGAAGUGGACGAGGAGCUAGAAGAAGAGGAUCAUGAAGAAACACUUUGUGGUGCAUGUGGUGAGAAUUAUGCUGCUGAUGAAUUCUGGAUCUGCUGUGAUAUUUGUGAGAGGUGGUUCCACGGAAAAUGUGUGAAGAUCACUCCUGCACGUGCUGAGCACAUUAAGCAAUAUAAGUGCCCCUCUUGCAGCAGCAAGAGAGGCCGCCAAUGAAAAAUUCUAGUCGACAGAUGUUAAUAUUAUCAAACUCUACUAACACCAUCUAGUUUUCACUUUUCUGUUAAGGUCGUCACGUUGUCUUCCGCUCUUCCCCUAGUGAAUAGUGCAGUCUAGUUUUUGGAACUUCAUGUGCAGCUAUGUAUUCCUUGACGAAGACGUUUGUAUGCCCUUCUAUGCUUUUCAACAUGUUAGGUAUAUGGAUACUGAACAAGGCGCCAGCCUUUUUACUCUUUCAGUGGGCUAAUGAUCAGGAAACAUUGGAACAAUUCUGUGGAAUCCGGAGCUUUUCAUCACAUUCGGCUACACGACAAACAGCAGGUACUGGUCUUGGGAUGACAUUGAGACCAACUAAUUAAAUCGUCUACCACCACAUAUCAGUCAGAACUUGCAAGUGCACUAGCAGCAACUGUUCCGACCUCCGCUGCUGCUCUGGACUGACGCUAUUCUUAGAAGUGCAAAUGCCAUGGUGACUAACUAUGAUUCGCCACACGCAAUCGAGGCAGAAAUGGCGGAGUAUCGAAGCAUCCAAACAACCUUCAUGGAGUGAAGGAAUCCACAGUUUCCACGUUAUAUGCGGAAUACACAAAUCCAUCACCAUCCUUGCUUUCAAGAAUAACCUUACGAGUCGAUAGCCGUCUGCUCAACGUGAUCAAUAUACCAGCAACAAGGACGGUGCUCAAAGUUGUCAUCUGUAUCCCAAACCUGUCUCGCACCGAACCUUAAUUUAGCAGGAGAAAGAGUUCCUCCUGGUUGACAAUUCCACUGGCAGUAUAAUUCAUGAUCUUGAUGGACUAGAAAUAUGGUGAUGCCCUGUUCCUAGUACACAGACAAGCACACACAUAGAAAGAGAGGGAGAGAAAUGUCUUGGAAAAGAUCCAGGCAAGUGGGAGAAAAAAGAAGGAUUAUGGGGUCCUCAAGCGGGUCCAUGAAAAUGAUAGCUCAAUGUCUGAAAAGGUUGCAGUUGUUCCCUUUUACAUUACAGAGGCUUUCUUGAUUUUUCUCGAGGUAGGAGGGUGGAGUUGGCCGACGUCUGAGCUUUUGCUUGUUCACGGGAUUCGAUUUCCGUGUGAUGCUUCGCUUGCCGGCGCACAUGCAUGUUGAACAUCACGGAAAAGUGAUCAAUUCACGGAUGCAUUUGUUACUUUGGCGUGUUUCAAGUGGUAGAAGAACCGAACUUAUUGUAUUUUGUUUCCUUGUCCGAGAUUUGGUGUCGAUAUUUUGCUUCUGGUGUUUCUACCGAUGAAUAAAAAUCAUGAUGAUGGUGGCUUCCGUA
This is a messenger RNA of Nymphaea colorata (pocket water lily), 3240 nucleotides long. Its product is annotated as PHD finger protein ALFIN-LIKE 4-like. Lineage: Eukaryota; Viridiplantae; Streptophyta; Magnoliopsida; Nymphaeales; Nymphaeaceae. Gene Ontology annotation, cellular component: nucleus. Gene Ontology annotation, biological process: regulation of DNA-templated transcription. Gene Ontology annotation, molecular function: transcription cis-regulatory region binding; transcription coregulator activity; histone binding. The transcript is spliced from 5 exons. The record is from RefSeq and is a predicted model, not a curated record. Bases 1149 to 1961 code for a protein of 270 amino acids.